AUGACUACCGCCACUAGGCGCCAAAGACGCCUGUCGAUGGAUGAGUCCCCCGAAGUUGGUCGCCUCGUGGAGAAUGAGGACCGGAUGACGAUACUGCAACAAUGGGUCGAUGAUCUGAGUCUCGAUGAGAGACUUGCCGUGUCGACAAUGAUUUCAAAACGUAAUGAUCCCGUAGUGAAGCUGCCCGUGGAGCUCAUCAUUGCCAUACUCGACCAUUUACCCAUCUUCGCGGCGUGGCGGCUUCAGCUCGUUGGUAGGAGAUGGCGCUCGUUGUUUUCAUCAGAACAGGUACUGCGAGCCAAUCUUGCGCAAUGGGAGACACAUGACGCGUCGGACACUGGCAAAACCCCAUCACAAACGGCCACGGAAUCCAUCAGGACCAAAGUCCGGCGUACACAAGCCUGGAGGCUGGGCUGCGCUUUCUCUAGACUCGAAAUCCACGACAAGAUACCCCCACUUGAACAACAUUCGGGACAGAUCAUUGCUCUCAAAGGCAGUCGUCUGGCAUACAUCUGUGAUUCUAAGAGUCGCGGUCAUUCUCUGAUCGUGAGGGACCUAGUUGCUGGAAGUUCCCAUACAAUCAGAGGUGAUGCACGGGAAGCUAUUCACUCGAUGGCCUUGGGAUUGCAUCUCGUUGCCUUUGCAUCGCAUUCUGGAAAGCUUUAUGCUCAAGACCUGUCAGAUCUUACACGUCCAGCUCGAAGCGUUCGUCUGCCGUCCACGGCGGUGCUGGCUAUGCACGUGGAUCGAAAGACUGUCGGUGUUGUGUUGGAGGGUGGACGUUCUUUCGCGCUAUACAGUGCCGAAACAGGGUCGUUGCGUUCCUUCCCAGUAGACUUUGGAUCGCAACCCGAAGCAACUGCCAUAAGCCAUCCCAAACUGCAAACACGGAUACACAUGUCUUUGCUCAUUGACUCUCGCAGUGAGACCGUAGAUAUUUUCAGGUAUACUCGAACUAUGAUAACCCCGCAGGGUGGACCUAGACCCUCCUACAACAACACGAUCAAAAUGCAGUGGGAGCAUGCCCGAUACUCUUUCACCGGACAUCGAAGCGCAACAUCCUACGAACAAGUCCCAUCUCCAAAGUCAUCGCAACCUCCAAGACAGAUCAAUCUAGUAGCCCUACCACCGAGCCACUGUAGGCCUGAACCCUUGGGAUAUGAUGACGAAUUCACUCUCGGUACCAUUGCAAUCCUGCCAGUUCCUUACCGUGACGAAGAGCUCAGGCUUAACCCACCACCCGCCAGGGUCGAACACCAUCAUCAAAUCUUGUUCGACUCGAAAGCGGCAAGACUGCGACGGAGAGACCAUGAUGAGCUCAACGAACAUCAUCGGAUAGCGGAGAUACACGCUUGGAAAGAUGUACGAAUCUACUUCCAUCAACACCAAGGUAGGCACGAAUUCGUGACGAGAAACGUGGUGGAUAUCGGCUCUCGCUUUCAAAGCUUUGUUAGACACCAGAACCCACAUCUUGAUGGUAGUGAGAUUUUAGGUUUCAACGAUAGUUUUCUUGUCACCAUGGGGCAUUGGGACGGGAGAGGGACGCUUGACCAACAAAAGAUUUUUCUAUAUUGUUUCGACGAGACGUUGAAAUGCCCAGGAUUUGUCAGCRCCGAGAUAUGGGGACGCGAUAGUGGGCGUCUGGUGACGGGUGAGAAGAAGCGUGUUUGGGAGGAGUAUGAAACCCCCGAACCUAUGCUGGAGGUUCAGAGAUAG
This is a messenger RNA of Ramularia collo-cygni, 1716 nucleotides long. RefSeq lists its product as uncharacterized. Bases 1 to 1716 code for a protein of 571 amino acids. The record is from RefSeq and is a predicted model, not a curated record. Gene Ontology annotation, molecular function: protein binding. Lineage: Eukaryota; Fungi; Ascomycota; Dothideomycetes; Mycosphaerellales; Mycosphaerellaceae. The transcript has 5 exons.